AUGAACUUGAGGAGCAGAGGUUCAUUAAGCCUUGUUUCCAUUGUUGAAGACAUUUCUGCACUUGAGAGGGAUAUUGUGAGAAGGAGAAGGGAAGAAGAGCAACAGGCUCACAUUCAGAGGUUGGGUUUUGAUAUGGAGAACCUGCCUCAAGAUAGAGCUGCUGAAGAUGGUCAAGGAGCUGCCAACCUUGGACCAAGACAUCCACAGCGCCAAGCUAGAGCAAUUGGUGCCCAUGAUCAGCCUAACAUCCAUGGAAAUAGGGCUGGCAUUAGAGCACCAGCUGUGGAGAACAACAACUUUGAGAUCAAGUCAAGCUUGAUCAACAUGAUCCAAAGUAACAAGUACCAUGGGCUUGCUUUGGAAGAUCCUCUAGAUCACUUGGACAACUUUGAUCGGUUGUGUGGCACCAUCAAGAUUAAUGGUGUUUCUGAAGAUGCAUUAAAGCUUAGGCUGUUUCCUUUCUCUUUGGGAGAUAAAGCUCACACAUGGGAGAAGGGUCUCUCAAGAGAUAGCAUCCGGACAUGGGAUGAGUGCAAAGAAGCCUUCCUCACCAAGUUCUUCUCUAACUCAAGAACUGCAAAGCUUAGGAAUGAGAUUUCAGGAUUUCAACAAAAGAAUCUUGAAGGUUUUAGUGAAGCAUGGGAACGAUUCAACAGCUACAUUGCUCAGUGUCCUCAUCAUGGUUUCAGCAAGGAGAGCUUGCUUAGCACUUUUUACAGGGGAGUUCUACCAUCUUGCAGAAACAGGCUUGACACAGCUAGCAAUGGUUUCUUCUUGGGCAGAACCGAGCAAGAUGCAGAGGAACUGGUGGAGAACAUGGCAAAGAGUGAUUCAGUCUACAAUGAGGAGAAUGAUAGAGCCAACAGAGGAGAUGAUCAGCAAACAAGGAAAGACAUCAAGUCCUUGCAAGAAAAGAAGGAACCUAACUUUCAGUACAACAAAUACCAGCCUAGGCAAAACACACCUCCUAGUUUUGGGAACAACAACAAUCUGUCCAAUCAAGCUCAAGGAAACUCUUCUCAAGCUACAGCUCCUGAUUCAAGUAUGGAGUCAAUGUUCAAGCAGAUAAUGGAUGCUCAGUCUAGAUUAGCAAAGGACAUUGGUCAUGAGUUCCAAACCGUGCACUCCAAGAUUGAUACUAGCUAUACCGAGCUGAACAACAAGUUCCUACUACUUGCCUCUCGCUUUAAUGCUUUGGAGAGUCAGGUCGCCUCUAUGCCAUCAUCUUCCAAGAGCCCAAUGGGAUCACUACUAGGGAAACCAGAUAAGAAUCCCAAGGAGUCUUGCAAUGUUGUCAUCUCUACUACUUCUUCAAAGAUUGAGCUGAGUGAUCAUGAGAAAGAGGUGGAUGAAAUUGAAAGACUUUUGCAUGGAACAGAGAUUGUAGCAACAGCUGAAGCACAUAUGGUGGAUAAGGUUAUGGAAAGGGUUCAGGUGCAAGUUGAAAGGAAAGUUGAAGCAACAAAUCUGCAGAGAGCUGAGCCUAGGGCUGAGAAACAAGUUGAGAGGAGAGCUGACAACAAGCUGAAAGAGGUUAAGCUAGAAGAAGCCACUGAGGUUGAGCUGUCACCAUAUGAGGUCCCACUCCCAUUUCCACAAAGGGUCCUCACCAAAGCUCAGAAGAAGGUUAUCUCUAAGUUCAGGAAGGACCUAAGUGAUGUUGGCGUCAAGCUUCCAGAGAUCUCGGGUAUGCGUGAGGCUCAUGUCCAAAUGCUGCUCAUCCAGGACAUUCUCACUCACAAAGAAGAAAUAGCAGAGCUCCUGAACAUCUCAACACUGCAGCUUGACCCACCAGUCCCUCCAAAGUCUCUUCCUAAGCUUGGACACCAAGGGAUGUUCACUUUACCUUGCUCCCUUGGUCAGCUCACUCUUAAAGAUGCUCUUGUUGAUUCUGGUGCUAGUGUGAAUGUAAUCUCAAUGGAGAUGGUGAAGAGUAUAGGGAUUGAGAGUAUGGAACCAGACAAGUCUUCACUACAGUUUGGGGAUUCCUCUUCUACAACCCCACUUGGUAUCAUUAAAGACUUCCCUUUGAAGAUUGGAGCAUGCACCAUUCCCAUUGACCUCACUGUCCUUAACAUGGCGACUGGGAAGAGAGUUCCUUUGGUCUUGGGCACACCUUUCCUCACAACAGUUGGAGCUUGCAUUGACUUUCCCAACAAGAAGGUCACUCUUAUGAAUGUGAACAAAACUGUCUCCUACCCAUUACAACCUCCAUUGGAUGCUGGCUAUUGUGGGACAAUCACUUUUGGCCAAGAAGCUGAUAAGAAGCCCCAAGAUGAAGUUGUUGUUUGUGAGACAAAAGGUCUCAAUGGAGAGACUUCUCAAGAGUUGCGUGUUGCGCACUUGGAAAGUGCUAAAAAGGAGGGGAUGAGUGGAACCUCAGAGGCCACUCAUGGCAAGAAGAAGUUGCUGCAAGAAACUCAUCCCCCAUCUCUUGAUAUGAUCUCACACACUCUCACUCUCCAUCCAAUGAAGCUCAAGGAUGGUGUCAUUGAGUACAAGCUCAGGUGUAAGGGCAAGUCAAGGCCAUUCUCAAGUGCAAGAGCCAUCAUCAACCCUCAGCUCCAAGAUGAUCCACUCAAGCUUCAAGAACUCCUCUCUCAGGUCCUCACCAUCACUCUUGAAGGUGGGAAGGACCCUCCUUCUCACUAA
Molecule: messenger RNA, 2652 nt
Organism: Raphanus sativus (radish)
Lineage: Eukaryota; Viridiplantae; Streptophyta; Magnoliopsida; Brassicales; Brassicaceae
Exons: 2
Coding region: 1-2652 (883 amino acids)
Source: RefSeq, a predicted model, not a curated record